CAAAAAAAAUAACAAAAAGUGAUGUCGGCCUUCACUUACCAGCCUUCUGCUCUGAAACCUCUGACCCUGCAGACAGGUGGACGAGGGAAAAUACAAACCACAAUCUCCAUUUCCUUCUGAGUUCACAAGCCACAAAACAUCCAUAUGUGAAUGUCCAAGACUGAAACCAUACUCUGCUGGAUUAUCUGGGCUGUGGAGAGCGGAGGGAAGACGUAGCCCCCAGAGUUGUUUUUUUUUAUCAGGGCUUCAGAUGAGGAGAGAAGUGAGUGAUGAACACAGAUAGAGGGCUGAGAUGACAGCUGUUUGACGGAGGGACGGCAGGAGGAGGUGCUUACGAGAAUCAUCCAACGUCAAAGACGAGAGGAUGCAACACGCCAGAGGAACACACAGCAAGACGUCCAUAUGCUGAGAAUGAGUGAAACUCCAAUAGAGCUUGAGCCUAAGCUAUCAAUCCAGCCACCCACACAGCCAGAGGUUGAGAGGGGGCUCCAGCCCCCGGCUCUGUUUCAGCUGCCACCCCCCACCCAGGAUCCCCCUGAGACCCAGCACCAAACCCAGAUCCAUCCUGAGAUACAGCUGUCAGAGUCCGGCCCCGAGCACCGGCCCCAGGCAGUGUCACUGUGGGUGAAACAUCGAAGGCUGCUCCUCCUCUUGUGGGGAUUUUCCUUAUCUGCUGCCUUGUUGGGAUUAAUGUACUAUAUCCACCAGAAUCGAAAUCGGAGCAGUGAUCAGCCAGGCACUGUGACUCCAUGUCUCUCCCCGGCCUGUCAGUGGGCCUCGGCCCGACUGUCCACGUCCGCUGAUCCUUUCAAGGAGCCGUGCGACUACUUCUUGUUCACAUGUGGAUCUGACAGACUCACGCAAGACAGUCGGGGGAGACAUAGAGGACAGGGAAUUCCUGGACAUCCACAGAACCAGAAUGGGAAGUCGGCGCGGCCAGAGAGAAAAGGGGAAAGGUCACUGAGAGAGGAGAAGGUGAUGGACAGGAAAACGAUGCUGCUGCAGUAUCUCAGGGAGAUUCUGGAAUCGAAUGACAGAGUCAGCAGUUCAGCUGUGCAGAAGACCAAAAGGUUCUUCCAUUCCUGUUUGGACACAAGAUCUAUAGAGACUGCUGGCGUGGAGCCCUUCCUCACACUCAUCCACAAACUGGGAGGUUGGGCCGUAUCAGGCCAGUGGAAUAAGACAGACUUCAACUCCACCCUGAGCUUGCUGAUGAGAGACUACGCCACCUUUCCAUUCUUCAACCUCUACGUGGGCAGGGACCCUAAAGAAAUGGCCCAUGGGCGGAACAAAAGAUACAUACAGAUCGAUCAGCCGGAUCUGCUGAUCCCGAUAGAAUGGAACAGCAAGAAACAGAAAUCUCGAGCUAAAGCUCAGACAUUACGUCCCUUCAUGGCCACAUGUCAGCGGUACCUGGCUCUGUUGGGGGCCCCUCCCAACAGCGACAUGAUGCAUGUGGGCAUGUUCAUGUCUCUCUCCUCUGAGCUCGCUGUGAAGGCGACGCCUCUGCAGUAUCGCCUCUCAAAAGGACAGCUGCACCAGCGCAUGUCCAUCAAAGAGCUGCAGAUUCAGGCGCCUGCCAUUGAUUGGUUGGGCUGCCUGCGGGCCGCUUUCCAUCCACUGCCCCUCAUCGAAGACGACCACGUCCUUCUGCACAACUUGCCCUACGUGGUGCACAUGUCCCCCAUCAUUGGGAAAUGGCUGAAUAAUUAUGAGCCGAGCAACAGCGCCCCCCUGCAAACCUACAUGGUCCUGAAUCUGCUGCACACACUGAUGCCUGCCAUGGACUCCAGAUUCUCUGAGAGGGUGAACAAUGUGUCUGUGGGUGACGUUGAUGGGACAGCUCCUCGCUGGAGACGCUGCGUGCUGGAGACAGAGCGAGGGUUUGACUCGGUCCUCACUCACCUCCUCAGUGAGAGGACGGCGCACAGAGAGGCAGAGGAGAUGAUUGAGAAUAUCUUUUCCUCCUUCAAGUCCAAAUUACAUGAACUCAAGGGGACGAAUCAGAAGUCUCUGCAGUCUGUUAUGACAAAGGUUCAAUCCUUGAUUCCAAGACUCUGGAUUACAAGUGAGAUGUCUGGAGAUGCUGAGCUUGACCGGCUUUUUUCUACGGUGUCGGUGAGCACUCACAGCUUCUUCUCCAACUAUGUCCAGCUUCUGUCCUUGUGGCAAAAGAGACGCAGAAGACUGUUGUCUGAUCCGAGCGAGCAGCCUGAUGUUCUGUCUGUCACACCACUUCUCCUGGGAUCUGAGCUCCUCUUUCCAUUGGGAAUGUUUGUUCCUCCGCUCUUCCAUCCAACCUACCCCAGAGCAAUGAAUUAUGGUGUUGUGGGUUUCCUUAUCGCCAAAGACAUCCUCCACAUGCUUCUGCCUGACAUUUACUCUCAGAGUGAGACGGUGCACGCUGUGGGGGAAUGUGUGUGGACUCACUAUCUCACUGUGACAGAAAAGGCGAGCAGAGGUGGAGCCUUUCCUCUGUCCUCAGUGCAGCGGCAGGAGGUGUGGGUGCAGUACUCUGCACUGCAGAUAGCGUUGCAGGCUUAUCACCAGAGUUUACAGAGACGGCCGGGGGACACGUCCAUCUCAGGUCUCUCACACACUCAUCUGUUCUUCUCAGCUUUCUCUCAGGUUAACUGUGACUUUGACCCCUACCAUGAGUUCAUGCCCCUGGAGCCCUCCUUCUUGAUUAAGGUCAUUUGUGCCAGAUCUCACCUGUGUCCCACAAGCCUUCAGUGUCCCAGGCAAACCCAGCAACACUCAUUACAAACCUGCUGAGGAUCUGUAGAGAUCCACCAUUACACUGUGGAUGUUGGUAAACAGUUGGCAGAAAGUUUAUCUGCAGAAAGAACAACCAAAGAAACACUUUCCCUGGCCUCAGUUGUUUUUAAGAUGUGUUCGUGUUUCCUGUUCAUUGCACAAGCUGUUUAGUUUUCAUUUAACCCUUGUAUGUUGUUCGGGUCUGUUGGACCCGUUAUCAAUGUUUGCUAAAAGAAAAAUGAUGCGAUAAAUAUUUUUUUCAACCUGAGACUCAUUGGCCUUGGCUCAUUUUCUGUGAUGAACAUAUAAAAGAACAUAUUUUCAGUGACUGUACACUGUUAACCCCCCCCCCUACACAUUUAUAUUAAAUAUGUGGUGUUCGGGUCCACUGGACCCAGGACUACGUAAAGUGUGAAGUUGUACAUUUCAAGCACCUCUGCUCCCACAUUCCUGCACAUUUUAUGUAAAAGUUCUCUGCCAGUUUCUGCAUCUCACAAGGAUUCUAUGGAUUCCCCUUUGGAUUUGAAAACUCCAGCAAGGAUAAUAACCCCAAAGUAUGCAUAUAAAUGGGUUUGGUCCAUCUCAUUCCAGCUUUCUACGAAAACACGCUGUCCCUCCAAACUAGUGCAGAAUGAUUUACGUAACGAAAGUUCGUAAGAAGGCUUGAUGCCUGCUCAUGAGUCACUGCUAUCCGUGUUGGCCCUGGUUGCAUCCUUAUUACAUUGGUAGCCAUAAGAUUUCAUAAUUUUUUGACAACCAUAUGUUGGUUGCUGAUGGCCCGGCUUGGAUUUGGGACUGGCUGCAGAUUAACUUUUUACUUAGCUGGCUGAUGGUCAAUCUCAUCCUCUUCUUCAAACUCACUCUGAAUUGAUAGAAACAGGAUCUUCAUAUUCUCUAAACUCUUCCCCUUCAUUGUCUUCCAAAGAUUUUCUCUCUUCAAAAAUCAUUUCUCAUGUAGACUGACAUGAGUGUGUUCAAUUUCUAAUUAAGUUCAAGAAAUCGACCUCAAUACUGAUGAAGAACCUUGUUUCAUAUUUGUUUUUUCCAAUCAUAUCUUGAUUGUAAUUGAUGUUUCUUUGUUUGAUUGCAUUUUAUCACAAAUAACGAAAAGCACCUUUAUUCAUAAAUGUGAUUUAACAGGGGUAAAUGAAAAAUAUUAACCAUAUAUGCUGUUUAUAUGGCUUGUAAUUGGGAUAAAGUUAACAUCUGUUAAGUAUUUUUACAUAUAUUGUUGUAGCUGUAUUGCUUGAAAGAUCGAAUAAUGCGGUGGGUCCACCAGACCUGUGAACAUUGGCUGAGUGACCAAAACACGAACACCACACAAUUUUUGUGCUCCAUCUUCAAUUCCAGUUUUACCUUGAAAUUGUGUUUAUUUGAAAUACAGCAAUGCCUAAUUUAAUAACCAAUGCGUAGGUACACUGAGUGGAACUAAUGCAGUCCCAUACAAAAUGCCAUAUAUUAUAUAAGAAGACAUUUUACUCCAAAAUUAUGGUGUGGUGGCAUUCCUUAUCACCAAAGACAUCCUCCACAUGCUUCUGCCUGACAGUAAGAGAGGAUCACAUUUGAUGUGUCAGUGUUACAUUCAUAGAAGUUAUUAUUUUAGACUUGAUUGUUGUCUCUCACACAGUCAUCUCUUCUUCUCAGCUUUCUCUCAGGUAACAAGUCUCUUUAAGGUCUUUAUCUUUCGUCCGCUCAGCUUCUGAUUUUCGGUCUUUUAUGUCGUUCUUUCCAGGUUAACUGUGACUUUGACCCCUACCAUGAGUUCAUGCCCCUGGAGCCCUCCUUCUUGAUUAAGGUCAUUUGUGCCAGAUCUCAGCUGUGUCCCACAAGCCUUCAGUGUCCCAGGCAAACCCAGCAACACUCAUUACAAACCUGCUGAGGAUCUGUAGAGAUCCACCAUUACACUGUGGAUGUUGGCAAACAGUUGGCAGAAAGUUUAUCUGCAGAAAGAACAACCAAAGAAACACUUUCCCUGGCCUCAGUUGUUUUUAAGAUGUGUUUGUGUUUCCUGUCCAUUGCACAAGCUGUUUAGUUUUCAUUUAACCCUUGUAUGUUGUUCGGGUCUGUUGGACCCGUUAUCAAUGUUUGCUAAAAGAAAAAUGAUGCGAUAAAUAUUUUUUUCAACCUGA
Messenger RNA from Pleuronectes platessa (European plaice), 4886 nucleotides. RefSeq names its product Kell metallo-endopeptidase (Kell blood group) (gene kel). Bases 403 to 2775 code for a protein of 790 amino acids. NCBI's taxonomy places the organism in Eukaryota, Metazoa, Chordata, Actinopteri, Pleuronectiformes, Pleuronectidae. The transcript has 18 exons. Gene Ontology annotation, biological process: protein processing. Gene Ontology annotation, cellular component: plasma membrane. The record is from RefSeq and is a predicted model, not a curated record. Gene Ontology annotation, molecular function: metalloendopeptidase activity.